Messenger RNA from Mesorhabditis belari, 1023 nucleotides. The record is from the annotation of a GenBank genome assembly. Lineage: Eukaryota; Metazoa; Nematoda; Chromadorea; Rhabditida; Rhabditidae.
AUGGAAAGCCAGUCACGAAUUUUUCACUCGCUAAACUGUUCCCUGUGCAAGAAACCAUUUUCAAACUCUGUCUCCGACCCGAAAAGUCCUCGUCAUUUGAGCUGCGGAGUGGCCGUUUGUAAGCUGUGCUGGGAUAUCGAGAAACCGAUUGAAAAGGCAAAUCGAACACAUAAAUGUUCCUAUCAAUGGGAGUGCUUUAAUUUCGAUGUGCCCGUCUAUUAUUUAUUGGAGAUUCUCGAUCAUCCAUCGAUUGCUGCAGCACAAAAUGAAGCUGGUUAUUUACUUUCAAAGGUCAUGAAAACUCCCGAAUGCCCAGUGUGCCGAGAAGAGUAUGUAAUUGAUUUGGAGCAACGAAAACCGUAUGAUUUGUGCUGUCGACACGCUGUUUGCAAUCGUUGUUUCCUGGAGUUGAGCACCUCAUCGAAUGACCCGGAAUUCCCAUGGCAUGUAGUGUGUCCAAUUUGUAAGGAUAAUCGGCGACAUGCGAUGAAAUCGAGGAAAAAUCAACUACAGGAUUUUCUCCGGGAGUUGCCUGAGAUGCUCAAGGAGUUGAAAUUGAACGCAACAAAGAAGUGCUAUAAAUGCCAGACAGAGAAGCUGAUCAAUGAACUGUUCUACUGCAAAGACUGCCAGAAAAAGAUUUGCGAGUCUUGCAACUGCAGUCAGCACCAAAACUGCGAAACAGUCUCAUACUCGAUACGACGGAUUGAAAAGAUUCGCAAUGAUCUCCAAAAGAAUUCGUUUCCCCAAAUCGAUGAUCAUGAGAGGGUUUUCCGAGAGAAAUAUGAAAAACUUUUGAGGGAUAUUGAAGAUUUUAAAGAGAAAAUGUCACUAAAUUUGGAUCAUUUUGAAAACUCAGAGCUCUCUGAAGCCUUGGAUCGACAAGAGAAACUUAAAAAAAAUCUUCAAAAACUUGAGCACAUUGCUGAGAAAUUUCUUUCACAUUUUCGAAUUUUCGACACAGAGAUGCAAGAUCUCUUGAAGACGAUCGAUAAGGAAAUUCAAGUCCCGGAUCCUGCUCAU